This is a messenger RNA of Penaeus monodon (black tiger shrimp), 6511 nucleotides long. RefSeq names its product germinal center kinase 1-like. Gene Ontology annotation, biological process: protein phosphorylation. Bases 16 to 2961 code for a protein of 981 amino acids. Lineage: Eukaryota; Metazoa; Arthropoda; Malacostraca; Decapoda; Penaeidae. Gene Ontology annotation, molecular function: ATP binding; protein kinase activity. The transcript has 9 exons. The record is from RefSeq and is a predicted model, not a curated record.
CUCGCAGCGGUUGCCAUGCGGGAUUUCCUUCCUCGCCUUUUCCUUGGUCGCGGCCGAGGAGGAGCCCUGGCGCGGCGUUCGGGCUUGGUCCUCGGGCGGGUCGUGGGCGGCUUCGGUCGGGCUGAGGAGGGGCUGGAGGUGGGCUUCGUGUGGACGAGGUGGAAGCGGCGAGGGUGGAAGCAGCGGCGUGUGUGUUCGCCUGGGGCGGUGCGCCGGCCGCCCGCCCCGCCGCCGCCGCCGCCGCCACUACGCUCACCUGGCCGCCAGUCAGUCAGUGGAGAGGCUUUCGGUGCGCCGGUCCUGCGCGCGUGUGCUCUGUGCGCUCCAUGUCGAGCUCGGUGCCGAGGCCGCGAGAGAGAGUGUCGAGUGUCGAGUGUGAAGUGUCGGUGUUGUGAGGUGUGGUGUCGCGCCCUGCCUUGGUGCGAGGCGGCGCCGUUCCCUUCUGCGAGGCGAGCGGGCCAUGUAAGGCGCGUCGGGAUGCCCAGUCGGGGGUUCUUCUCGCGGGCGGUGCACUCCAGCAGCUCCGUGAAGCCCGGGCCAGCCUCUCUGCCCGCCGCCCGCCCCCAGCCGCUCUACGCCGGGCCCCCGCUCCCCGCCUCCCCCCCGCCCAAGAACGGCUGGUGGGGGGUGCCGCCGUGGCUGCAGCGGGGCAGCAAGGGCCUCCCGCGCCACAACUCGGGCCCCAUCCCGCAGGUGGCGCCGUCGGGCCCGGCCUCGUUCCCCGGCUCGCUUCCAGGCACCCUCCCCGGCGCCCUGCCCGGGACCCUGCCGGCGCGGACCUCCCAGCACCCCUACUACCUGCAGCAGCACAAGCAGCAGCAGCUUCUCGAUAAUAAGAAGCAGCAGAAGAUCCAGCAGAAGCAGCAGCAGCAGCUCCUCCAGCAGCAGCCCCAUCCCCACGGGGGAGGGUCCCAGGCGGGCUCCCGGCCCCACACCCCCCGUGGACCCCAUGACCCUUACGUCAACAAUGGCCCGGACAACGGUCCCCACUCGCUGCCCUCCACGUGGCCCGGGCCGCUGCACCUCAGGGAACAGCAGCAGCAGCAGCAGAAACACAACCACCACCUAGACCACAGGCUGCAGCCGCCGCUCCGGCCAGAGGAACCUCCGGCCGAGCAGCACGAGCAGCGGCAGAAGCAGCACCAGCAGUCUCAGCAGCACCAGCACCCGAGCGAUGCCCCGUCCAUCCCCGGAGGAGUCCAGCUGAGGAACCUGAAGGUGGACCCGGAGCUGAUCUUCACCAAGCAGGAGAGGAUCGGCAAGGGCUCCUUCGGCGAGGUGUUCAAGGGUGUGGACAACCGCACAACGCAGGUGGUGGCUAUCAAGAUCAUUGACCUGGAAGAGGCUGAGGAUGAGAUUGAGGACAUCCAGCAGGAGAUUAUGGUGCUGUCCCAGUGCGACUCCCCAUACGUCACCAAGUACUAUGGGUCCUAUCUUAAAGGUACGAAACUAUGGAUUAUCAUGGAGUACCUUGGAGGCGGGUCUGCCUUGGACCUGAUGAAGGCAGGGAGUUUCGAGGAGAUGCACAUUGCUAUCAUUCUACGGGAGGUGCUUAAAGGUCUCGAUUACCUACACUCGGAGAGGAAGCUCCACAGGGAUAUCAAAGCGGCAAACGUGUUGCUAAGUGAAAUGGGAGAUGUAAAGCUUGCUGACUUCGGUGUGGCUGGCCAGUUGACCAACACGACAAGCAAAAGAAACACGUUUGUGGGGACUCCCUUCUGGAUGGCUCCGGAGGUCAUCAAGCAGUCUGCGUAUGACUCCAAGGCAGACAUAUGGUCCCUGGGCAUCACGGCCAUAGAGUUGGCAAAGGGGGAGCCGCCCAACAGUGACCUCCACCCCAUGCGAGUCCUCUUCCUCAUACCUAAGAACAACCCACCGCAACUCACAGGGAACUACAGCAAGCCUUUCAAAGACUUUGUGGAAUCGUGUUUGAAUAAGGAUCCAGAGAAUAGACCAACAGCCAAAGAAUUACUGAAGUAUCCAUUUAUUCGGAAGGCCAAGAAGAAUUCCUACUUAAUGGACCUGAUCGAUAGAUAUAAGUCGUACAGGAAAAACUGCACAGAUACUGAUACAGAUUCUGACCAGUCAGAUUCGGAGGACAGUCGACAAGAGAGCGAUGUGGAGGACCCUGCAUGGAUCAUGACGGUGAGAGAGCACCCUGGCGGCCUCUCUCCCACAAGCAUACAGGAGGUCCUACCCAGCAGCAACACUUCGUCACCUCUCUCCUCAGACCCUCCACCUCCCUACAACUCUGUGGCUGCAUCUUCUAUGUCUUCCCUCUCUCAUUCACCUCCCAAGGAGAACAAUGGGGUUCUGUACAGAGGAGAAAAGACAUCAUCUCCGACUCGUCCAACUUCUGUGGCACCCCCACCGCCCAAUGAGAAUGAGAAGCGAAGAGAGGCUCGCCUGUCUGAGCAUCGAACGUCCAGAGAUAUGGAGCUGUCCCCUCGAUCAAAUGAAACCCACACCAAUGGAGAUGACCGGCGCCUCUCCAGGGAAAUGACUGAUAUGAGAAUUGACCACGAGGACCACAGGAAUGACAUCAGCGACCGUCCAGACAGAAAUGAUUAUAAUGAGAGGAAUGAGCGGCGUCACUCCCGUGAGGCACACCACCCCAGAGACAACAGGUCAAGCAUAGGUGACAUCAGGCGGCCAGAUCAUCGAGUGCCCUCUUCACACCCACAGUCACCGCGAGCCACAUCCCCACUGCCCACGUCGAACACCCUGGUUGAUGUGGUACUGCCGCUCAUGUCAGAGCUUCAGCGACGCCACCGACACUCCAGUAGAAGUGGAGAUCCACACCGCACAGAUGCCAUUGAGGAACUCAAAUCGGCUUUCGAGACAGCUGAGCGGUCCAACCCGGGGGUGACAGAUGCAUUCAUACGGGACCUCUUUUCCAAGCUAGUUCCCAACAUGACUGAGACCAAGAUAAGGCAAGCUCACGACAACCUGACCCGGUGAAGCCAGGGUGGGAAUAUUGUGUAGGAGGACCACAUGAAGCCCCCUCUCCCCCAGUACUUGUUGCUUGUUGGUGAUACUUAACUUUUCAUGUGGUGUGGAAACAGCUGGAUGAUGCAGAUAGUUAUGACCAAUUUGAUGAUAUGACUGGAAAAUUGGAAUGUGGUGCAGGUGGAGGAGAGAGAGAGAGAGAAAAAAAAAAGGUAACAGUGAGGGAGAGAGAUUUCCAAAUGUGUCUCUACCCUUCUCAUAAAGUCUCUUUUUAUACUCAGUGUCAGCAGGUUAAUUUUUAAAACUUUUUUUGUGCAUUUUUUUUUUUUUUUCUUUUUUUUCUUUUUUUUUUUUCAUUUGCUCCCUCUACCACAGUGAACAUUUGUGUGCUGAGGCGUGCUUGGGUGCCCAGGGGAGUGUUGAGAAGAUAGUGGUAGGAAUGAUGGCUUAGGAGAGUGAAAAUGCAACGCAAGUGUAGGCAAGUGGACACUGCCCUCGGAAUAGGUUUGGGGGGUGGUUGAGUGGUGGCAGGGACAAGUUCAGAUCUUUUUAGUUUGGUGAACUUUUUAUCAGUGUCCUUACUUUGGAAAAAAACAAAACAAAUUGGAAAAUGAAAAUCCGUACAUACAUACAAAAUCUGCAAGAUGAUUCAGAGAUCUCCAAUGUCAUCGGGGAAGCUGUUCCAUACAGUAACAUGAGGAGCGUGGCAUUGUACAUAGUUCUGACCUCAGUGCCUCACAUGCAGUGUCUUGAAGGGUACCCACGUGCGGGUGGGCUCACGAAGCACCCACCUCCCUGGUAAUGGUAAUUAUCUAUUUUAGGUUGUUCUGAUUGCAGAACAGGAAAGUGGAAGUUUUAUGUAUUAUUUUAUUUUUAUUUUUUUUCUCUUGUGAUUUUUUUUCCCCUUUUUUUUAUGAUUCCAAAUCACAUGGAACCAAUGAUACAUUUUACGAUUAGCAAGAAGAGGGCCAGCCUCUCACCUUGCCUUGUACUAUACUAGUGUAUAUACCCGUGUACGUCAGUGAAUAUAGGUGUGUUUGCAAGAUGUACAUAUUUUCCCUAUUAUGACCACACUAAAUCAAAUCUAGUUUGGUUAUUGUAAAUGAAUUACACACCUCUCCUGAGCCAUAUCAGUAGCUAUUGACUGUAAUUUGGUAUUUGUAUAUUUCCCAGGUUGAGUUUGUGGUUUGGUUUGUGUCCUGACGUCAAACUCGCAUUUCUUUCUUUUUAUAUUAUAGAUGCUUUUAUUUGUUUCUUUGAUUUGAUUAUAAUUAUUAUCAUUAUUUUUAUUAUUACAAUUUAUAGUUUAUUAUUCAGUUUUUAUUGGUAUUAACUUAAAAAAUUGGAUUAGCAGAAUUUAGUCAUAAUGAAGAAAAUCAUUUAUGAUUUUUUUUUUCUUGUUCUGUUAUUUUAUUAUUAUUAUUGUCGUUUUCAAAAUCAAGAGCUUUCACAAGAUGACAUUCUAUUUGUCUCUUGGUUGAGGAUUUAUGCCUUAUUUACAACUACGAUGGGGCACAAGAUGAUUGACUUUGUCCUGUCUCUGCCAUACAUCCUUUUGUGAUACUUGCCCGUUUUUAGUAGCCAAAGAUGUUGCUAUUUAUUCUUGUUAUUAUUGGACACAUUUCUUCUCUUCUAGUGUCAAAGACAUUGUAGGUUGUAUUCAAUAUUUAAUUGAUUUUUAUUUUAUAUACUGCUAAUGCAAGUCUUUGCCUUAGUGAAUAAUGAGAUAUGAAAACAAAAACAAAAAAGUAAAAAAAAAAAAAAAAAAUCCUUAUGCAAAACCAACAUUCCAGUAAUGGUGAUUUUCUUCAUUCUAAAAGUGGAUUUUCUCUUCACCUAGUCCUGCCUUGGUAAUGUCACGUGUUUGUAAUUUUAUUUGCUCUUUGUUUGACCUUUUUUUUUAUUCAUUCAAUCAUUUUAUUUUGUACAGAUUUAAAGGAGAUUAAAAGUUGAGGACAAUUUGCACUUCUUUUUUUUUUCUUCUGUUUGUGUUGGUGUUAUUUCGGCCACUGUCAGUGUGGAUCCCUCCUCCAUAUAUGUAUAUGUAUAUGUAUAUGUGUAUGUAUAUGUAUAUAGAUGUAUAUGUAUAUAUGUAUAUAUAUAUAUAUAUAUACAUUAUGUACAUGUAUAUGUAUAUGUGUAGAUAAGUACAUGUAUAUGCAUAUGUAUGUAUAUAUACAAGUUUGCAUAUGUAUGCAUUACUGUAUAUCAAAAACAACCAAACAAUAAAAGUAUUAUUAUUUUUUUUUUUUAUUUGGGUCUGCCUCUUUGUCAGUACAGUUGUGGCUGAGACAGGAGUUGCUUUUGUUAAAACACCUAAGGCUUUUUUUUUCCCCUUUUCCCCUUGCUUUAUCCUCUCAGAUCUUGUAUCUAGUGGUAUUCUGCCAAGAGUGUUUCUCCUUUAUUCUUUUAAUGUGUUUUUUUUGAGGCUAUGCUCAAAUUGGUAAGGAAAAAGAAAGAAAAUGGCUUGGAUAUCAGACUCCAGUCAUGGAAAUCUAGAUUAAUAUAAAUGUUCACAGAUUGUUAUUUAUUUAUUUAUAUAUUUUGAAGAUUGCAGUAUUCUUUUUUUUUUUUUUUUUUAUUCUCAUAUGUAUAUUUGUGUAUUGUGUUUAUUUCUAUAAGGGCAGGGUUUUUUUUUCUAGAUGUGAAUUGAAUACAUGCUGUGAAACCUUCUAUUGUUUUCUGGACUACAUCUGUUCAGCCAGACUGGCUCGUACUGCAGAGGAGCUGUAGACCUCCACCAGACCUGCUUCCUGUUCUCCACAAAACAGUAGAACCUUGCAUUGUAGUGCUUCUUUCUUUCUCGCUCUAGUUUCCAUCUCUCGUCAAAAUAGUCUGUGUGUUCUGUUCUAUGGAAAGUGUGCACAGCCUUUCAUCAGGUUCUGUGAACUUUGAUUAGUUAUGGUUGUCAUAAGCCAGUCAGUUGGUAGACUUUGAAUUUAGUGUAUGUUUCCUAUUUGCUGUGUUAGUGUGUGCGUAUUGUAGUGUCCAGAAUAGUAGAUUUUUUUUUUCUGAGAUAUAAAAAAAAUAAAAAUAAAAUAGUGGUCUACUAAUAGCACACUUUGGAGGUUCUGCUGUCUUGUAUAGUAGGGUAGCUUGUUUGGAUUUUUUUUUUUUUUUUCUUUUUUAUCUUUUGUAUGCUUUUUGUUUGGUGAAUCAUGCAGUGAGAGUUAAAACUGGCUUUAGCCCUCCCAUAUUCGUUGAAAUGUCCUGUACUUACACGAGUUGGUUAUAUGUUUAAUGGUAACUGAAAAAUGAUUUUUAGGUUUUUCAAAUAAUGAACAAUUUAAGCUUUUUAAGUUGCUGAUUUUUAGCAUUUCAUACAGUCUGUUCAGAUGAACACAAAUUUUUGAUUCCAUCUUCCAAGUUUUUGCCUUCUGGGAUUAUUCUUAAGAAAUUGUUUAUGUAAAUAUUAGUGGCCCUUGCUCCUGUUAAUGCCAAUUAUUGUAAGUAAAUGAUUUAUCUUGUUGUAGGGAGGACUUAUUUUGUUUAGCAGAUUAGUCCUCUAAUCUUGUAUGUACAGUAUAAUGGUUGAUGAAUUAAUAAAUCUAGUAGAACUGAA